Molecule: messenger RNA, 1933 nt
Organism: Thamnophis sirtalis
Lineage: Eukaryota; Metazoa; Chordata; Lepidosauria; Squamata; Natricidae
Source: RefSeq, a predicted model, not a curated record
AGAGAGUUGUUUGGAGUUGUUGUGAUCUGUCGGCCGCCGGUCCCUCCAGCAGCCAAAUCAGAUGACAAGGAGGCAGCCCUCAGUUGAUGCAUUUCCCUGGAUACUCCCAAUCAGAGCAUCCAAAGCAGCACAGAGUCAACCUGCACAGCACCUUCAGUGCCCCCUAUAUCGGUCUGAUUCACGCAGUUUUGCAGCUAGUUUACGUGAGUUAGAAAAAUGUUGAUGGUACUGGGGCCCUAUGAACUGGGAAGAUGCCAAAAUGAAGCUGAAAGGGAAGCCUGAUGGAUCAUUCCUAGUUCGUGACAGCUCUGAUCCUCGGUAUAUUCUGAGCCUCAGCUUUCGAUCUCAGGGUAUUACCCAUCACACUAGAAUGGAGCAUUACCAAGGAACCUUUAGCCUUUGGUGCCAUCCGAAGUUUGAAGACUGUUGCCAGUCUGUGGUGGAGUUCAUUAAACGUGCUAUGCUGCAUUCCAAAAAUGGAAAAUUCCUUUAUUUUUUGCAAUCAAGAGUGCCAGGCCUCUGAUCACAUACAUUUGCAAGUUCUACUACUAUGACCCACAAGAGGAAGUGUAUCUCUCACUGAAGGAGGCCCAUCUGUUUUCCAAACAGAAACAAGAACUAGAUUCCUCUACAUAGUGAGAGCCCCUGCCUAUCAUGCUGAUGUCACUGAUGGAAUUGGGUCACCAGUAUCCUGUAGCUGUGGAAGCUGCAUUGGAAAGGACUCCUGGCAUUUCCAUUCUGAUUAACUAGGGCCUCCGGAAAAAGGUCCCAAGCUUGAACAGAAGCACAACUGUGUACAAAAAUGUGUGCCCAUGACCCCAAUCUGGUUCCAUAAAGCUGUUGGAAUCCACCAAAGCUGAACUACAGGCUCCUGGAAGGAUGAAGAAAGUUAUUGUUAAAUUUCUAUUUUUUGAGUGCUUUUUUUUCUUUCCAUGUUUUCCAACAUGGGAAAUAGCCAGUUCUUAAUUUUUUUUUUUACCUGUUGGCAUUUGGGUAUGUGGAGGGUGACAGUUCCACUGUCUCCAAGAUUUUAUGAACAAAAUCUGCUCUCAGUUCUCCGUUCUUUAACAAUGCUGCUUUUGUAAGAAAGGUCUGAACUCAAGCUGCAUUUGACUGCAUAAAAUAGUUGCAUUGGGAGGGUUGAGCUUUUCUUCACUUUUAUUUUGCCUUUCCUCCCACUAUAAUUAACACUGGAAUUCAUCAAAAUGGUAGUUGUUGUAAAAGCUUUCCCAUAUUCCCAUUAGGUAGAAAUGAAUAGCUGAAGUCGGUCCCAGUCUUACAGAUGGUGUUUCAGCCUGUUGUUCUCAAGAAUGGAAAGUCAAGAUGAGCAAAUAAGUUCAUCAAACAAAAAUAAAUGCCCCUUGGGACCUUUUUAAUGUGAGGCAGUAAAUUUUGAAGCACCUUAAUCCCAUCUUGCUUUGAGGUUGGGAGGAAAAGAAAAGUCAGGAGCAAGAAUUCACGAUACCCACUUUUUCCUCCCCUAAGCCCAGAAAAUAAUUUUUGCAAGAAAGAUGCUCUAUCUACCAGCUUUUAUAAGAAAUCUAAAUAUUUCAGCAAAGGAAUAUUGUGCGUGAUUUCAAUGGUUCGUUAUAAGAGCAAGAUAAGGAUUUUGCCCUGGCAAAACUCAAAUUAAUCUUCCAUUGUUUAGAAGUAAUUACAACACCCAGGAAGUACAUUGUCCUCUUUAUACAUGGUAAGUGUCUUGCAUAUGUAGCUUAAGGUACUUGGUGUAAAUUUCUUGGUAACAUUUUUGAAAGCUGUGAUAACUUAUAAUUUAUUAUUAGUUUGAAAAGCUUGUUCCAUAUUCUCCAACCAAUUUGUCUUGAAUUCAGCCUCUAAUCCCAGGAGUCUGAAGUUUUGCAUCAUGCCUAUAGCAGAUGAUAAGUUUUUGUAACCACAGAGCCUUUACAAUCUUAAAAUGCAGGAAGUUUAA